This is a messenger RNA of Vitis riparia (riverbank grape), 1603 nucleotides long. Its product is annotated as ACT domain-containing protein ACR9-like. Lineage: Eukaryota; Viridiplantae; Streptophyta; Magnoliopsida; Vitales; Vitaceae. The transcript has 6 exons. The record is from RefSeq and is a predicted model, not a curated record. Bases 150 to 1412 code for a protein of 420 amino acids.
CUUUUUGUCACAGCUCCUCCCUCUCUCUCUAGAUUCUAAUAGAGAACGGAUCCAACUCCACAGGGGAAAUCCGCCGUGUAACCCCGUUUCAACGCGUGGGGGAGAUUUGUUUGGAUUGGGAAUCCGGCAACUUAUCGGAAUUUUCCGCUAUGAUCGUGCUUAACGACGACGUCGUUUUGAUUCAGAAAGGGACGAAGCUGGGUGAGCCCUGCGUCAUCACCGUGAAUUGUCCCGAUAAGACCGGCCUCGGAUGCGAUAUCUGCAGAACAAUCCUGAAUUUUGGACUCUACAUUACCAAAGGAGACAUUUCAACUGAUGGUAUAUGGUGCUACAUAGUAUUAUGGGUGAUUCCUCAUUCUAGCUCCCACAUCAUAAGAUGGUCAAAUUUGAAAGAUCGCCUUAUAUCUAUAUGUCCACCGUGUUCAGUGUCAUAUUGCUUCAACCAGCAGUCGGACUGCACCGCGCCUUCUCCAGUUUACUUGUUGAAGUUCUUUUGCCUAGAUCGAAAAGGAUUGUUGCAUGAUGUCACUCAAGUUCUCAGUGAGCUCGAGCUUGCAAUUCAAAGGGUGAAAGUGACAACCACUCCUGAUGGCAGAGUCUUGGACCUCUUCUUUAUAACAGAUAACAUGGAGCUUCUGCAUACAAAAAAGAGACAAGAUGACACGUUGGAACAAUUGUAUGCUGUUUUAGGGGAAUCAUGUAUCAGCUGUGAACUUCAGUUGGCAGGUCCUGAAUAUGAAAAUCAUCAGUGUAUCUCUUCUCUCUCUCCAGGGAUAGCUGAAGAGUUGUUCAGAUGUGAACUAUCAGAUAAGGAAUCCCACUCACAAGCUCUCAGCCCAGAUAUGACAAUUCUAAAGAAAGCCAGUGUAACUGUGGACAAUUCCUUGAGUCCAGCUCACACACUGCUUCAAAUACAUUGUGUUGAUCACAAGGGUCUUGUUUACGACAUUUUAAGAACUUUGAAAGACUGCAAUAUCAAGAUAUCAUAUGGUCGAUUCUCACAAAACACCAAAGGUUAUCGUGAUUUAGAUCUAUUUAUCCAGCAAAAGGAUGGGAAAAAGAUUGUGGAUCCUGAGAAGCAAAGUGCCUUGUGUUCUCGUCUGAAGGUGGAGAUGCUUCAUCCACUACGUGUCGUCAUUUCGAACCGUGGACCAGACACUGAACUUUUGGUUGCUAAUCCAGUUGAGUUAUCAGGGAAGGGAAGACCACGAGUUUUCUUUGAUGCCACACUUGCUCUAAAAAUGCUUGGGAUCUGUAUUUUCUCGGCUGAAAUCGGGAGGCAUUCAACAUCAGAUCGAGAAUGGGAGGUCUACAAAUUUCUCUUGGAAGAGAAUUGCGAAUUUCAAUUAUUGAAUAUGGUGGGUAGAAAUCAGAUUGUAGAUAGAGUUAGAAGAAUCCUGAUGGGCUGGUGAGCUGAUCCUUCUUUACUUUCAAUUCUGAAUUUCACUCAUGUUACCAUGUUUGCUCUCUCAUUUCUGUAUUUGGGUUUGAAAGAUCUUACCCACCAUGUACAGUGCAAUAAUUUCUGAUUACAUCUAAAUGCAUAGCAUCUAUUGCUGAGGAGAGUUUAAUUUAUAAUGUGAUGAGCAUUUUCUUCCUUCCA